GUCACGACGACUUCAUCCCCUUUGAUGGCAAGGACUUUGGUAGAGACGCUCACUUCGACGGGGACAAAACCUGGACGAAACGCACAGAGGGUACGAACCUGUUUUAUGUUGCUGCCCAUGAGUUUGGCCAUUCACUGGGACUUUUCCAUUGCAAAGACCCCAAUGCUCUGAUGUACCCAGUGUAUAGGAAAUUUGACCCUUCAGUAUUCCCUCUUCAUCAGGAUGAUAUUAAUGGCAUUCAGUACCUCUAUGGGCCAUCUUCUAACACCCACAAUGACCAAAGGGAAUCUACUGAGAUAAAAGACGCAACUGAGUCAAAAGAUCCUGCACUGCCAAACACCUGUGGUCCUGAUUUAACUUUUGAUGCUGUCACCACUUUCCGUGGAGAAAUAAUGUUCUUUAAAGACAAGCAUUUUUGGCGCAAGCAUCCUGCAGUCAGAACAGCUGAUUUUAAUUUAGUAUCUUCGUUCUGGCCAUGGCUGCCACCUGGUGUUGAUGCUGCAUAUGAAAUUCCUGAAAAAGACAAAACUGUCAUUUUUAAAGGGAAUGAAUUCUGGGUUGUGAGAGGAGAUACUAUAGUUCCUGGAUACCCCAAAAAAAUCUACACUGGAUUUUCAAAGGAUUUUACCAAAAUCAAUGCUGCUUUUUAUAAUGGAAAUGAGGGGAAAACAUAUUACUUCACAGUGGACAAAUCUUGGAGUUAUGAUAAAAGAAGUCAGUCUAUGGACAGGAAGCCCAUACUGAUAAGACAUGCAUUUCCAGGAGUUAAUGGGAAGAUGGAUGCUGUUUUUCAACAUGAAAGUCUUCUUUUUUUCUUCCGUGGAAGAAAGCAAUUUGAGUUUGACCCUGAUAAGAAAAGAGUUACACACCUCCUAAAGACAAACUUCUGGUUUCCAUGUUAA
This is a messenger RNA of Fulmarus glacialis (Northern fulmar), 902 nucleotides long. Its product is annotated as stromelysin-1-like. Gene Ontology annotation, cellular component: extracellular matrix. The record is from RefSeq and is a predicted model, not a curated record. Lineage: Eukaryota; Metazoa; Chordata; Aves; Procellariiformes; Procellariidae. Gene Ontology annotation, molecular function: metalloendopeptidase activity; zinc ion binding. Gene Ontology annotation, biological process: extracellular matrix organization; proteolysis; collagen catabolic process.